AUGGAUCGAGAGCGUCGACUGUCGCGGUUGACAGCCAAACUACUCCGUCGGCCUUCCUCGUCUUCCGCAAACUUUGUUGUGCCCAACUUGCCCAGCCCCAGCACCACAGCCAGCACCACCGCCAGCACCACCACCAGCAACACCAGCAACACCAGCACCACCACAGCGAUCAAUGUCAACCCCAAUGUCCAUGCUGCUGCAGUCGGUGCUUCUCCUUCCUCUGGACCUACCGCCGCCAUAAAUUGUCGCUUCUCUGCCUCGUCCUGCUCCUCGCCCAUCAGCCCAACAGAUGAUAACUCCAACCGCCUCUCCCCGUUAACUGCAAGGAGACUGCACAGUAGGGAUCAAGCAGCCGCAAUCGAUUCAGCCAAGGCCAAUGAACAGCACCCCUUACCUACGAAGUCUAGAGACAACGAAGAGAUAGCCGAGCACGUCGACCAAUUCCCAGCUGUCAGUUUCCAGUAUAACACUGCCAGAGAAGGGGGACUCGACGCAGAUUCGUCUGCCCGCUCUUCGUCGAGCAGCUCGCGGGCUCCAGACUCAACAGAAGACCGCCUGCCACUUCGUCCAUUGGAAGCAUACUCCCUCUCCAGGGCCUCCUCGAAGGACAAAGGCUCCCACUUCCGAUCUCCUCGUCCACCCCACCCUCGCUCCUCGGUAACAUCCACCUCGUCGUCUCUGAACAUAGUUGAUGAGUCUCGCAGAUCCAAUACCCCAUUAUCGACUACUAGCGCAUCUGCCAAACUCACCCCUACUUCAAAACCGGUUUCCCGCCCCAGCAUUGCUGUCCGUCGCCAGUCCCUGGUCCCCUCUUCCCAGCAACGCCUAAUCAGCACACUCCUUGAACCCUCUUCGUCGGCCGGUGGGGAUUACUUCUCCAGCGGCCUCCCCUCCAUCCACCGCGACAUGAUCAGCCGAAAGGUAUGGGUUAAGCGGCCCAAUUCAUCCCCUACCCUGGUUGCGGUCACAGAGGAAGAUCUGGUGGAUGAUCUGCGCGAUGUUAUCUUGAAAAAAUACAACAAUUCCCUUGGCCGCACCUUCGAUCCCCCAGAUAUCACUAUAAAACUCAUUCCGCGAGACCCUUCGAGUCGACAGAGCUCCCAUGAGCGAGUCCUUGGCCCGGAGGAACCUGUGGGUCGCACUUUGGAUACCUUUUACCCUAGCGGACAGACCGUGGAUGAAGCAUUGAUCAUUGAAGUUCCCCAACGCCGAACACCAAAACCCUCCCCCCGACAACAUAACCCUGGCUACUGCCAUUCAGAAGAGCUACACCCAGGAGAAUCCGGAGAGUAUUUCCCUCCAAUGGCUAUGAUUCCUCAGUCCAAUGCUUCUGGCUCCGUUUCAAAUGCCAGCGCAACUAGCUCUCACCAUGCUCCCGCUCAUUCCAUGUCCGUGAUCACAACCGGACAACUUCCUCCCGUUCCUUCGCCGGGGAGUCGUGGCUCCUGGCACCAGCAUCAACUUCAAUCUCGUCCUAAAUACGGCCGCCAGCAUACAUCUUCACCUACCGUCGUUUCUACGUCUCCGAAUCAAAACAUGGCAGCUCCCUCACCCGAGCAACCCCAGAAAACAACUACCUCACCACCAGUUCGCACGUCUUCCCCUCGCCCAACUCAAAAAUCACGAAAGUCCAAAACCCGCAGCAACAAUGGUUCCCUCCCUGGGAGCCUGCUAGAUGGCACUGUCCCUCCCAUUAAUGUAUUAAUUGUGGAGGACAACAUUAUCAACCUCAGGCUUCUCGAAGCAUUCAUGAAACGACUUAAAGUGCGGUGGUCGACCGCAAUGAAUGGUCGGGAAGCUGUUAACAAAUGGCGAGCCGGCGGGUUCCAUUUAGUCCUGAUGGAUAUCCAACUUCCGGUCUUGAGCGGUCUUGAAGCUACCAAGGAAAUACGGCGCUAUGAACGACUCAACAACAUCGGAGUAUUCUCGAGGACUGUUUCUGGCCAGUCGGCAAAGGGUUCAACAUCUUCCUCAACACCGAGCUCGCCGGUCGAAGGCAAAGAUAACAGAUGUCAUGAAACCCUGAGGCCGGAAGAUAAGUUGGAAAAUCCAGAGGCCUUUAAAAGUCCCGUUAUCAUCGUUGCAUUGACGGCGAGCAGUUUGCAGAGUGACCGAAAUGAGGCAUUAGCUGCAGGCUGCAAUGAUUUUUUGACCAAGCCCGUGAAUAUUGUAUGGCUAGAACAAAAAGUGACUGAAUGGGGGUGUAUGCAAGCCCUAAUUGACUUCGAGGGAUGGAGGAAAUGGAGGAAAUUCGACGAGCAACAAAAUCCGGAAGGUCCAGUGCCGGUUACAUCUUCUACAACUUCCCUUGAACCCCCCGGCGGCCGAGAGUCAGAGACCGCUGCUCUCCAACGCAGAAAGUCACAGCCGAAUAUCACCCACUUGAGCGGCAACGUGAAGGCCAUGACCAGCAGCGAUAACAGUAGCAGCAGUAGCAACGACAACCGUAAUUCUAAUAACGGCAAUGAGGAAGCCUCGGCUAAUCGGGACGGAGCAGCGAUCGCCACUAGCAGUCCUACCAAGCAAUUAUCUGCUUCUGGGAAAGAGUCUGGAUCCAACAACCCCUCAUCCCCAGUUGCAGUAGCAACAGCAGCAGCAGCAGGCGUUGCUAAUAGAACUUCCAAGCCGGAUGCAACGAGCCCUGGUGAGAGAGGUACCGCGGGAACGUAUUCAACCGGUUUCAAGCGAGUGAAUCGGAAUACGAACUCAAGGAUUUAACGAGCGUGGAAAUUUCCAUGACCUGUUCUCGAGUGUGUGUUGAAGAGCGUACCUACAUACACACACACUCACUCACAGACACGAACAUACAUACAGACAGAGAGAGAUAUAUAUAUAUAUAGGGAUGAGAAAGAUACAGACAGUGGGAGCUAGGGCGAAAUACAUUUUCCCCUUUUGUUAGUGUCAUUUAAUUUAUUCCUUCUUAAUUC
Molecule: messenger RNA, 2927 nt
Organism: Histoplasma capsulatum G186AR
Lineage: Eukaryota; Fungi; Ascomycota; Eurotiomycetes; Onygenales; Ajellomycetaceae
Exons: 3
Coding region: 1-2718 (905 amino acids)
Biological process (GO): phosphorelay signal transduction system
Source: RefSeq, a predicted model, not a curated record